Molecule: messenger RNA, 288 nt
Organism: Cinara cedri
Lineage: Eukaryota; Metazoa; Arthropoda; Insecta; Hemiptera; Aphididae
Source: the annotation of a GenBank genome assembly
AUGGCAAGUUAUGAAGUUACUGAUAGUACUAUUAAAAAUGUUGAAAAAAAGUUUACUGUUGAUGUAUAUAAUAGAGUAUUUGAUAUGAUUAUAUUAAGUAUGGAAAACCAAUUUACAAAUAGUAAAGAAAUACUUCUUGAUUUAACAUCAUUAUCACCAAUUCAUAUUGAUUCAUUUAUGAUUGGACUACCUAAAAAUGCUUUUGUUAAAUUAGCUGUAAAAUUAAAACCAUAUUUUGAUAAAGACAAUGAAAAUGAAAUAAAAUAUAAAUUGUCUAAAGAAAUUUAA